Molecule: messenger RNA, 1122 nt
Organism: Lachancea lanzarotensis
Lineage: Eukaryota; Fungi; Ascomycota; Saccharomycetes; Saccharomycetales; Saccharomycetaceae
Gene: END3
Product: LALA0S04e08020g1_1
Exons: 1
Coding region: 1-1122 (373 amino acids)
Biological process (GO): endosomal transport; actin filament organization; endocytosis
Cellular component (GO): nucleus; plasma membrane; cytoplasm
Molecular function (GO): protein binding; calcium ion binding
Source: RefSeq, a predicted model, not a curated record
AUGCCCAAACUGGAACAAUUCGAAAUCAAAAAGUACUGGCAAAUUUUUUCUGGUUUGAAGCCUGUUGACAACAAAUUAACCCAUGAUCAUGUUCAACCUAUAUUGUUCAAUUCGAAGCUUGAUUCAUCCAUUUUGAACAAAAUAUGGUUCUUGGCAGACAUUGACGAUGAUGAUAAUCUCGAUUUCGAAGAAUUCGUGAUUUGCAUGCGGCUCAUCUUCGAUAUGGUCAACAAAAAUAUCGAUCGCGUUCCCGACGAUCUUCCGGACUGGCUAGUUCCAGGCAGUAAGAUAAAGCUGUUGAAACAGCGUAAAACCCGGGACGAACCCCAGGAAAAUACGCAAAGCUCGAAUGCUGUAGAGACGCACGAAACCGCACCAGUGGUUCAAACGCAGAGACCACCUUCACCUCCGCCAAAGUUGGAUUGGUACAUUGCCCCAUCUAACAAAGCGCUGUAUACUUCGAUUUACGACUCCUGCGAGAAGCUCACAGAUGGUACAAUAUCGUAUGCCCCUCUACUCAGUGCGGUAAGGACGAACUUCCCCAAAAUCAGCUCUGCUGAUUUUGAUCAUCUGUGGGUUUUGGUGAAUCCUCAAAAUAUAGGGUCCAUCAACAAGGAUCCCGCUGUUUUCCUGAUACAUGCCCUGAAGCAGAGAAACGAUUCGGGCUGUGAGCUGCCCGCAGAUUUGCCGCACGCUUUCAAAGAGAUUUGCAACCAGCAGAGAGUCUCUUACGACUUAAAGUCUCAUCAGGCCGAUAUUACACGCCAUUCUCGUCAUACGAACACAAGCAACUCCGUCACUCCGCAAGACUCGGGUUCUGGUCGUUCUGCUUCUAGAACGCAAGUAGACAUUUCCAAUAAAAGUGGCUUUGAUGCUAACGAAGCUAAAGCUAUUGAGGGUUCGAAUCCCGAGAUUGCUAGGGCUCAAUUAGAAGAACUAUACGCGUAUUUGCAAAGGCAAGCAUCAGGUUUCCGGAAUUCCAAUUCAUCGGUCGAUGUAAGAGGUAUUAAUGAGGACAUAGGGACGAUAGAGCAACAAGUGGGCAUCUUGGAACAAUUCUUGGCAGGUAAAAAGCAGGAACUACAAGAACUUCAAUCGGAGAAUCAGUCACUGCGCGCUUGA